AUGGGAGGAGACGAACAGGACAAGGAAGUGGAAAACACAAACAUGGAUGACCCCCAUGAUGGUGAAAAGAGACAACAUGAGGAGGAUGCCAUUUUCGACGAUAUCAUCCCACAGAGGGAUUAUAGGAGGAUAGGAACAAAUGUAAUAAAUGAGAAAAUGCUAAUCGAAGAAAUAAACAGAAGUGGGGGAACCCCUGGGGGGAGGAACCUCACUGAGGAGUUUAAUCACGCCAAGGUGUUGUCCCUGGAAAAUAGGAAAAUUCUCCUUAUACAGAACAUAGAUCUUUUUAGGAGCCUGGAGGAACUGCGCCUGGACAACAACCUCAUCGAGGAAAUAGAAAACCUGGAAGGACUCUCCAGCCUCAAGAUAUUAAGCAUAUCUAACAAUAAAAUAAAAGAAAUAAAAAACCUGAGCCAGUUGCAACAACUGUCGGAACUUAACCUCCACAAUAAUUUAAUAGAAAAAAUAGAAAAUUUAGAAAAUAAUGUAAAUUUAAAAAUCUUAAUUUUAAGCAAAAAUAGAAUAAAGCAUAUGGAGAAUAUAAUGUACCUGAGGACUUUAAGAAAAUUAAAAUUUCUCAACUUGAUGGAUAAUCCGAUAUGCCUAGAGGAGAAUCUCUUCACCCAAGUGGGUUCUACUUUGUCUUCUCUGAAAUGUUUUAACAACGUGCUGUUAACCCAGGACAGUAGAUGUAAAGGAAGAGGGUUUUCUUCCCAUUCGCCGAAGGGGUACCAAGGUGGAGAUGCCCCUCCUGUGGAAAAAUCCCCCCAAGAGAAGGAUUCCAACCAUUGCGAUAAUUACGAAAAGAAAAUAAGCGAAGCGUACUUGUCUAACAUCACCACGUUGGAUCAGGCCCUCUUUGACAAAAGGAAGGAGCCUUCUGUUUUUCUCAAAAUUUGUUACUACUCCAAGAUUAAGGAGGAUUUUCUGCUCGACGUUCGUCUGAUGAAUUCCACUUUAAUAGAUCAAAUUCUCCAGUUGAACGAAAAACGCAGCCAAUGCUCCCGCACUUUCGAAAGCGACGUGGAGAGCUUCACCUCGCAGUACAUGAAGAAUAACAUCGCCGCGUUCAACCAACUCCGGAAGAGGUCCAAGCGGGUGGUGCGUGCCCUGCUCGCCUUCCUGGGUUGCGAAAAGGAUCCCCCUCCCGUGGAGCUGAGGAAAUGCCCAGACACGUAUAAAAAGAGGACACAGCCAAGUGAUCACAAAAUGCUUAACGAUACAAUUACGAGAAAAGCUCAAAAUGUCUACGCAGAUUUUCGUUUCAAGUUAGACAGUGAUGCAGAGCUCCCUCCAAAGGCUCAGACCGAACAUGGUUACCUCCAAGAGAGCCACACCCCUGAGGAAGAGCCCCAUCUGGUGGAAAUAUCCGAACCUGCUUCUGACAACCCCAAGGAGAAGGAGCCAAAUGAAAGCAACACCCUCCUUAUUGAGGGGAAAAAAUACAAUAUUAUAAAAAAGUAUAUAGAAAAAAACAUGGAGGAGAAUUUCCUCUUCAGGGAUAAGCUAAUAAACGACGAACUAGCCAAUAUGGUUUCCAUUAAUAAUUUUCUGGAAUGUUUCAAAAAGGAAGUUUCUAAAAUGAUAAAGCUUAUAAAUGACAAUAUCUCGGAUUAUUUCCGUAAGUUGGAGGAACUGGAGGAAGCUUUUAACUCUAGAAUUAUUAACUUUUUUGCCGAGGUGAAGAACAAUGAACAUCCCUCCGUCAGGCUCAGUGAAGACGAAAUAAAUGAGUACUACGCAUACAAAGGCAGUCGCUCAAACAUUCUGAACAACCUGGAAGACUUCAUCUCCAGUAGCUACAACAAAGCAGGCACCUUCCUCAUCGAGGAAAAGAAGAAACACUUAUUUGUCAAAUCCAGGGAGCGUAUUUCAGAAAUUGAGAGAAUUGUCGAAGUGUCUAACGAUUUGUUUUAUUCCUACCUUAGUAUUUUGCGGGUCCGUGUCCAGUGA
This is a messenger RNA of Plasmodium knowlesi strain H, 1953 nucleotides long. RefSeq names its product leucine-rich repeat protein. Bases 1 to 1953 code for a protein of 650 amino acids. The transcript is spliced from 5 exons. NCBI's taxonomy places the organism in Eukaryota, Apicomplexa, Aconoidasida, Haemosporida, Plasmodiidae. Gene Ontology annotation, molecular function: protein binding. The record is from RefSeq and is a predicted model, not a curated record.